Penicillium manginii is the source of this 702-nucleotide messenger RNA. RefSeq names its product F-box protein. Gene Ontology annotation, molecular function: protein binding. NCBI's taxonomy places the organism in Eukaryota, Fungi, Ascomycota, Eurotiomycetes, Eurotiales, Aspergillaceae. The record is from RefSeq and is a predicted model, not a curated record. The transcript has a single exon. The coding region runs from base 1 to 702 and encodes 233 amino acids.
AUGGCAUCUAAUAAUUUUGCAUCAAUAUCCAACCUAGCGCCCGAGCUUCUGAUCCGCAUUUUCCAACUCUUGGACCCAGCCAGCCUCAUAUCGCUCAGCCAAACGAAUGUCCAUUUGCGAUGGGUCAUUCAACCGACGAAGCUUGAUUUCUGCGAGCGGCUGCUUUUCUUCGAAUCCAAAAAACAAGGAGGGGAAACCGUACCUGUAUACGAUUCGAGGACAAACAAAAUCCAGCCCGAGUGCUCUAAUAAAGCCAAAUGGAAAUCGAUGUUAUGGGCCUGUAGCGACUGUCUUCACAUGCUGCCUCAUACUGCGUUUGACGACCACCACAUUUUUGGGCUGGGCUAUCGAAAGCCUAUCCCCGACUCGCCUAUGGUCACCAAUUUUACAAGCUGGGAGCCAGCCAGCACAGGAAGAGACCUCACGGCAGACGAAGCCUGGCGCCAAAGGCAUUCCCCUGGCAUUGAAAAUGAGAUCAAAGCAAUCAAAAAGAGAUACAGAAUUGCGAUAACUGUGCUAAAUAAUCCGAUGUCCUGGAAUCUACGAGAGCGAUUCGACCGUUUCCAAGAAAGCGGAAUGGCCGCGUUUGAGGACAUGGCUUUCGAAGACUUCCUUCAAUUAUCACCGGACCAGAAAAUUGAUUUAGUAUGUCAAGAAGCACGGUCCAUUGGGCCAGCCAAGCUUUGCCAUCUCGCCGGCUGA